UCUGGACCUCGUUUCUUCGGGGAUUACUCUGAAUGAGUUCGCUAUAAACAGCUCGGCUUACGUAAGAGCUGCUCGUUCGGCCGCGCGGCGCCUGGCUUGGUCUGCGGAAACUACGGAGACCUGCUCGCAGUUUGCGUCUUCGUCCUCGCGUCAGUGCGGGUUUUUUGCGCAGGAGAAGUCGGAGACGGUGCAUUCGCGUGUGCUCAUCAUGUCAGUGGUUGGCAUCGACGUGGGUUUCCAGAACUGCUACGUCGCGGUGGCGAGGAGCGGCGGCAUUGAAACGGUGGCCAAUGACUACAGUGACAGAUGCACACCGGCGUGCGUGUCUUUGGCCUCCAAAAACCGGAUGAUUGGAAAUGCAGCCAAGAGUCAGAUUAUAACAAACUUCAAGAACACCGUGCACGGCUUCAAAAAGUUUCACGGCAGAGCGUACGAUGACCCGUUUGUCCAAUCAGAGAAAGGCAAACUGCCUUACAGCCUGCACAAGCUGGCCAAUGGAAGCGCUGGGAUCAAGGUGCGCUAUUUGGACGAGGAGAAGGUGUUCACGGUGGAGCAGAUCAGCGGGAUGCUGCUCACCAAGCUGAAGGAGACGUCGGAGAGCGCGCUGAAGAAGCCGGUGGUGGACUGCGUGGUCUCUGUCCCGAGUUUUUUCACAGACGUGGAGAGGCGGUCGGUCCUCGAUGCGACGCAGAUCGCAGGGCUGAACUGUUUGCGGCUGAUCAACGACACCACGGCAGUGGCGCUGGCUUACGGGAUCUACAAGCAGGACCUCCCUGCUCCCGAGGAGAAGCCCAGGAAUGUGGUGUUUGUGGACAUGGGGCAUUCCUCCUUCCAGGUCUCCGUCACUGCGUUCAACAAGGGGAAGCUCAAGGUCCUUUCCACGGCCUUCGACCCGUACCUGGGAGGGCGCAACUUCGACGAAGCCUUGGUGGAUUACUUCUGCGAGGAGUUUAAGACAAAGUACAAGCUGAAUGUGAGGGACAACCCGAGGGCUUUGCUGCGGCUGCACCAGGAGUGCGAGAAGCUGAAAAAGCUCAUGAGUGCCAACUCCUCCGACCUGCCUCUCAACAUAGAGUGCUUCAUGAACGACAUCGAUGUUUCCAGCAGGAUGAACAGGACUCACUUUGAAGAGAUGUGCGCUCAGUAUCUGAUGAGGGUGGAGGCGCCGCUGAAGACGGCCUUGGAGCAAUCAAAGUUGAGUCGGGACGACAUCUACGCGGUGGAGAUCGUCGGCGGAGCCACGAGGAUCCCGUCCAUCAAAGAGAGAAUCACCAGAUUUUUCUCCAAAGACGUCAGCACCACCCUCAACGCUGACGAGGCGGUGGCCAGAGGCUGCGCGCUUCAGUGCGCUAUUCUGUCUCCAGCGUUUAAGGUUCGGGAGUUCUCCAUCACCGACUUGGUUCCUUUUCCAAUCACCCUCCGGUGGAAGUCACCCACAGAGGAUGGGCUGGGGGAGUGCGAGGUUUUCAGCAAGAACCACGCUGCUCCUUUUUCUAAAGUGAUCACGUUCCACAAGAAGGAACCCUUCGACCUGGAAGCAUUCUACAGCAGUCCGCAGGAGCUCCCCUACCCGGACCACAGGAUAGGCUGCUUCUCAGUGCAGAACGUGGUCCCUCAGCCGGAUGGAGACAGCUCUAAGGUAAAGGUAAAAGUGCGCGUCAACAUCCACGGCAUCCUAAGCGUGUCCAGUGCGUCGCUGAUAGAGAAGCUCAAAGGGGAAGCAGAGGACAUGCAGAUUGAAUCGGAGCCGCCGGCGCAGAACGAAGGCCGAGCAGAAGAGCAGAGCAAAAUGCAAGUGGAGCAGGAGGGUCAAGGCCAGGGGGACCAGCCGAAUGAGGACAGCAGCUCCAACAAUAAGGAAGGGGCAGCUGAAGAAAAGCAGGACGCAACAGCUGGAGGCAGCAAGCCAAAGGUCAAGGUGAAGAGUAUCGAUCUUCCCAUUGUGGCCAACAACAUUCGGCAGCUGGACGGAGACGUUCUGACCAACUUUGUGGAGUACGAGCGUCAGAUGAUUUGCCAGGACAAGCUGGUGAAAGAGCUGAACGACGCUAAAAACGCAGUGGAAGAGUACGUGUACGAUCUGCGGGAGAAACUCUGCGGGAUUUAUCAAAAGUACAUCAGCGAGGAGGACAGUAACCGGCUGACGCUGAUGCUGGAGGACACUGAGAACUGGCUGUAUGAGGAGGGAGAGGACCAGCCAAAGCACGUCUAUGAGGAGAAGCUGGGCGCUCUCAAGAGGUUCGGUGAGCCCAUUCAAGAGCGGCACAGAGAGAGCGAAGAGAGGCCGAGAGCUUUUGAGGAACUGGGGAAGAAACUACAGCUCUACAUGAAGUUUGUUGAUUUUUACAAACAGAAGGACGAGCGUUUCUCACAUUUAACCCCAGAGGACGUGAGCGCCGUGGAGAAGUGUGUGAACGAGAACAUGAGCUGGAUGAACAACAAGAUAAAUGCACAAAGCAAAGCGGCAAUAACUCAAGACCCAGUUGUUAAAGUAGCAGAAAUCAUCGCAAAAAUCCAGGAACUGGACGACGUUUGCGGCUCGGUCGCCAACAGGCCGAAGCCGGCGGUGGAGGAGGCCGCUGAGGUCGGCGAUCAAAACGGCGGCGCUGACAACGGCCCCACAGCAAGGCAGGAAGCGGACGGGAAGGGGAACCAGCACCCGAAGCCUGGAGCUAAACAGAUGGAGGUGGACUGAGGGCCGGACUCUUGACAGUCAUCACUGCGUUCUCCAUCACGCUCCUCCUAGGAAGUAGAAAAAUCAAAGCUGGGCUCAUGUCUCAGUCGUCACCAGCGUCCUCAGUGGGUCGUCUUCGUGUCCUCUCCCGGUGGACUUUAAGCCUUCAAAACCCCUUCAUUCCCAUGUGUGACAGUGCUGUGCUUCAACCGCUCACAUCCUCCACGUGCAAAUAAACGAGUAACUGGUUGAGUUCAGAUUAUAGGAGAAAGAUCCAUCCCAUCAUCACCGGUAAUCCCAAAGACCAGUAAGAAUAGGAAGUGCUGUCCGAGCAACCGUUAAUGCAGAACGACUAGUUCACAAUGCGAAAAUACAAAUCCUGUAUAUGUAUCUGUUUCUAUUGGGUUCAAGUGUUGAUUAUGUCUAGAAACUGUAAAUAUGAUUUUAGUAAAUAAAAUCAGGCUGCAUAAAUA
This is a messenger RNA of Fundulus heteroclitus (mummichog), 3147 nucleotides long. RefSeq names its product heat shock protein 4 like (gene hspa4l). Bases 209 to 2695 code for a protein of 828 amino acids. Gene Ontology annotation, biological process: protein folding. Gene Ontology annotation, molecular function: ATP binding; ATP-dependent protein folding chaperone. Gene Ontology annotation, cellular component: nucleus; cytosol. NCBI's taxonomy places the organism in Eukaryota, Metazoa, Chordata, Actinopteri, Cyprinodontiformes, Fundulidae. The transcript has 19 exons. The record is from RefSeq and is a predicted model, not a curated record.